This is a messenger RNA of Pyricularia oryzae 70-15, 357 nucleotides long. RefSeq lists its product as uncharacterized. Lineage: Eukaryota; Fungi; Ascomycota; Sordariomycetes; Magnaporthales; Pyriculariaceae. The record is from RefSeq and is a predicted model, not a curated record. The coding region runs from base 1 to 357 and encodes 118 amino acids. The transcript is spliced from 2 exons.
AUGCCUUCCCUGUGGGCGUCCGCCUUGAUAGCUUGGCACAUUUUCCUGGGUCACUUGGGCCAGAAGACAUAUCUUUGGUUGGAAUCACGGGGCAGUAGUCGCACUAAGCAGGCGUAUCCCGUUUUUGGCUCAAAAUUAACGUAUGAGUACCCGAUUCAUGACAUGGGCGGUGAUGUCCGGAUCUUCAUGCGACGAAAAAGAUGGCAGGCAGACCUGAACCCCGGACUCCAUGACAUGCAAGGCGCAAGAACCGCAAAGCUUCGAGUGUGCAAGGCAGCCAGCCCCUGGCACCUCUGGCUGUGCGAUUUGCAUUUACGAGACAAUUACAAUAGCAAUAUCGGCGGUUUGCAAUUCUGA